Molecule: messenger RNA, 2856 nt
Organism: Recurvomyces mirabilis
Lineage: Eukaryota; Fungi; Ascomycota; Dothideomycetes; Mycosphaerellales; Teratosphaeriaceae
Exons: 2
Coding region: 1-2856 (951 amino acids)
Biological process (GO): nucleolar large rRNA transcription by RNA polymerase I
Cellular component (GO): RNA polymerase I core factor complex
Molecular function (GO): RNA polymerase I transcription regulatory region sequence-specific DNA binding; RNA polymerase I general transcription initiation factor binding
Source: RefSeq, a predicted model, not a curated record
AUGGCUGACCAUCAGGACUACGACUUGCCAUAUGGAAAUUUCGGACUGGCAAAUUAUGAUCCCGAGCAACAGACCUGGAUAUUUGAGCGAUCGGAGGGAACUAGCGACAGAUUCCACAUCCUAGGGCCACCAAAGUCUGUAGCAGGCCCAGCCGUACAAGUACCAAGAUCGGAUUCAUCGAGAAGCACCCAACCUAGUCUGAGACAUCCGUCAGAGAUUCAAGCCCUCGUCAAGCGCCUCCCGGAGCUUCAGCCAGCCUCAAGUCUUUUACCAGCCCAUCUGAGGUUAUCAGAAGCAGUAGAAGCAGCAGUUGAUCGCCAUGACGCACGGAAAGGCAACCUACUCGACCUCGGGACCAUUGUUUCUGAAGCAUCUGGUCACGCCAUCACUAUCGCUGCAUUCCCAUGCGGCACCACUGGCACCGAUCUGCGCCUUGUGCAUGUUCAGGCUCAGAAACGUGGUUGGGAUGACUCCAAGAGCGCCUGGCUCAAUGUUCCUACUAUUCAUGGUGAAGAGGCUAUCUGGUGUGGUCCAGGCGCUGCAAUCCAGCAAGUAUGCUUCGCGAAGGCCAUUGACAGGACCGAUGCUUUCCUGGCUGUGCGGAUGUUGACCAAGACACUUUUGUUCCGUCCAAUUUUGCGCAAGACACCGAAGUCUAGCUCUGGUGCUUCGAGACUGGAUACGAACCUCUGUGUAAAGCUUCAGCUAUCGGAGAAGACUGGUUUUCCGCAUGCUGAUGUCUCGUUCAACCCGUGGUAUACUCGGCAAUGCGCUGUCGUGGAUCAGGCUGGCGGCUGGGAGGUUUGGGAGCUGCAGGAUCGAAACACUUUGACAGUCAAGCGUUUCUGCUGGUAUCACCCAUUCACUCCGGAUGGUAGUGAGGGUUCGAGAGUACCAUUCGAUGGCUGGGCUUGCAUUACAUGGGUCGCAAACCUGUUCACAAUUGCUGUUGCGACACGGAAGGUUGUGAGAAUGCACAACAUAACGAGCGGAGGCGAGGUCACGAAUGCGGUAUGCCUCCUUGAUCUACAUGGCAGCGACAAUUGGAUCUUGGACAUGGCUACAUUGCCCUCGCGUCCUUCACAUAUGUGCUUGCUCACGAGCACACACAUUAUGCUAUACUAUAUCGAUGAAUCGUCUCCAGGGUCAUUCCGGUUCUGGAGUCUGGGACGUGUAAAGCAUUUCCGCAACCCCAACGACAUCACAAUGCGCUUCUCUGCGUUCGUCCUUGGCAGCCAAGUGGCUAUACUUCUCAGAUCGGACGUGGAUUCGAUUGUGGCUGUCUACUUUGUUACCUUCGAUAACCAAGAUGGCGUUCACAUUACGAUACCUUCUGAUUUGAAUGUGACGUCUGCAAACACGCCACGACGGUACCUACACUCCGUAGCCGGCUGGCAUCUAGCGGAAGUCGGUUUCGGAACGCACCCGAGGGUGAAGAGCGACAGCGUGGCAUUACCGUUGCGAGACUCGGGUGUCACAUUCGCAGCUCUGACCAUUUUAGAUACUAUGCUAUACAUAUCGCCACUUAACUGUGCACCUCGCAUCCCGGUCCUUGCGUGGGAGAGUCGACCUGGUGUAACAACAAGAAGGCUUCGGAAAGAGGCCUUCAUCGUAGAUGAUGAUGAUGAGGGUCCGAUCGAGCCUGGAGAUGAGACACAGCGAACGGUCUCGGCCUUUGCUGCUAGAAGAAUGCGCGCGAACACCGCUAGAGCUGGUAAAGCAUGGACUUUACCCCUUUCCGGUGUGGCAGAGGCGUUGCAGACUCCCGCGUCCAGUGAACUUGACACCGUCGUCGACAUUCUAGAGCUUACGGAGGCACGUCUGAGCGCGAAGCAAGAUGAUGAUAUCCUGCCGUGGCGUAUCUUGACUGAUAUAGCGUCGACGGAGCUUGCGGUAUCAGAUAUGGAUGAGGCUCAGAGCCGUGUAGAGGCGUUACUGUCGCUGCCUGCGAAGACAUUACAUGUUCCACCGGAAGACGCGACUGAAGCCAGCACAGCUGUGCAAGUCGCCGUAAGCGAUAUCACGUCUGGAAGGACCGGUAGCAUCUCCGACGUACGUGCGGCAAUCGUGCGAGAUUGGAUCGCUCCAUUGGCCCCCGACGUGACUGGGAGGGUGCGCUUGGCUAAAGAGCAGUUAGCAAGACGUAUGGCAGCGGAAGUCGCGCUAGCCGCACGCGUCCUUCGGACUCCUCUGUCGACGCUCGACUCUCGAUCCGGAGCUCAGCCGACCCAGGAGAGCUUCGACAUCCCUGUUCGUGCGGGUCCGUCCAUCGAUGCUGUACCGCAGAGCAGUCAAGUAGCUUCUCAGCCUUCGGUCUUACCGACCCCCUCACCGUCUGCUACACCCUCGCUCAUGACAGCCUCGAGCCAUCCUUCGUCCUUUGCAGCACUCGAGAUCAGCCGCCUGAGCAAAUAUACGACCAUAUCUGGACCACCAACGAGUAGUCUUCCGCGCUCUCUAAAUAACGUCCUAUCGCACUGGAAGAUCGGCGCAGACCUAGCCGACUAUGACUGGCGCUCCACUACCAAAAGACUGGCUCAACACGAGGACGAGCAAAACGAUGAACAGAUGACCGAGAAGGAACGUCUUCGUGUACAGCGACGAGCUGAAAGACAUAUCAAGCGCCAGCGGCGAGAGGCAGCGGCUAGCCAGGCACAACAAUUUGCGAGCAGCCAGGCGCCAGAGAUCUUUAGCGCGAGUCAGCCUCAGCAGGUACAGAGGAAAGUGGAAUCUCAGCCGACGGGCGCGGCGGCGAGUAGCCAGAGCGUUGGAUUUGGUAGGAUGCCGGCUAGUCAGGUCGUGCCGGGGCGGUUUGGUGGUAGGCCGCCGAAGAAGAAGAGGAAGCAGGGGUUCUGA